AUGUCUGCAAGAGGAAGAGGUAGAGGUAGAGGAUCCACCCGUUCUUUCAAUAGAGAAAAAUUGAACGCUUUAGGCGCUACAGGUCCAAAUACUGAACCACAACAAAAACGAAAUUUAGAACCUCCACCUCUCUUUCCACCUUCACAUAAAAUCCCAGUGACAUUUGACUCAUCUAAAACUUCAGACUAUGAAAUAGUUCUAAGAAAUUCCUUUGUGAAACACCUACAGUCAACUUACUCCUACAUGAAUAUGCCAGAACAAUCCAACGAUGACUCAGAAAAGAUCAGACUUCCUGCCCCAAAAAAGAUGACUUACGAUUGGCACUUGUUACCCUCAGAACUACGUCCAAAAUUGAAGGCAAAAAGACAAAUCAAAGCUUUGAAGAAGGAGGACAACGACAGCUUCUUGGCGAAACUGGGAAAUUUGGAGAAAAUGGAGAGUAACUCUUGGUCUGAAGAGGUCAAAACUAAGCCUAAAGAGGAAGAGGAUGAAGAUGAUGGAAUGGAGCAAGGAGAUGAAGAUAUGGAGGAGGAAAUUGAAGAUGGAGAUGAUUAUGACAAUAAUUACUUCGAUAAUGGUGAAGAUUAUUGUAAUGAUGAAGAUGACAACAUAGAUGACGGUGCUGUAUAUUGA
Messenger RNA from Harmonia axyridis, 633 nucleotides. RefSeq names its product DNA-directed RNA polymerase III subunit RPC7-like. The transcript has a single exon. NCBI's taxonomy places the organism in Eukaryota, Metazoa, Arthropoda, Insecta, Coleoptera, Coccinellidae. The coding region runs from base 1 to 633 and encodes 210 amino acids. The record is from RefSeq and is a predicted model, not a curated record. Gene Ontology annotation, cellular component: RNA polymerase III complex. Gene Ontology annotation, biological process: transcription by RNA polymerase III.